This is a messenger RNA of Python bivittatus (Burmese python), 1506 nucleotides long. It is a transcript of the gene SLC30A3, whose product is annotated as solute carrier family 30 member 3. Gene Ontology annotation, molecular function: zinc ion transmembrane transporter activity. NCBI's taxonomy places the organism in Eukaryota, Metazoa, Chordata, Lepidosauria, Squamata, Pythonidae. Gene Ontology annotation, biological process: zinc ion transmembrane transport; response to zinc ion. The record is from RefSeq and is a predicted model, not a curated record. Gene Ontology annotation, cellular component: plasma membrane.
GAGAAUGGCCAUGCAAAUAUAUCCAUGGUGGGUCUCAAGAUGGAACCCUGUGUGGUCCCCCAUUGCCACCUUGGGCCAUGCUCCCCCAGUCAAAGUCAACAGAAACUCCAGGCUCGGCGGAAACUCAGUAUUGCCUGUCUGGUCUGCUUUCUCUUCAUGGUUGGAGAAGUCAUAGGUGGAUACCUGGCACACAGCCUGGCCAUCAUGACAGAUGCAGCCCACCUGUUGACAGACAUGGGCAGCAUGGGCGUCAGCCUCUUUUCACUCUGGGUCUCUACUCGCCCAGCCACCAAGACCAUGAGCUUUGGCUGGCACCGCUCAGAAACGCUGGGUGCCUUGGCUUCUGUCCUCUCUAUCUGGAUUGUUACAGGAGUGCUGGUCUACCUAGCUUCAGCCCGCAUAAUCAGCAACGACUAUGAGAUUGAAGCCUCUGCGAUGCUGGGCACUUCAGCCUGUGCAGUGGGAGUGAACAUCAUCAUGGCCUACCUUCUGCAUCAGUCAGGUUCUGCACACAGUCAUGGACUCAGCACAGGGGGCUAUGAACAGAUUGAGGAGAGCACCUGUGGCCCCUCCAUUCCCACCCAUAGCAACACCAGUGUCCGAGCGGCUUUUGUACAUGUGGUGGGGGACCUGCUUCAAAGCAUUGGGGUCUUUGUGGCUGCCACUGUCAUCUACUUCAAGCCCCAAUAUAAGAUUGCUGAUCCAGUGAGUACUUUCCUCUUCUCAGUCUUUGUGUUGGGCUCCACUUUAACCAUCCUUCGUGAUGUCUUUCGAGUACUCAUGGAAGGGGCACCACGAGGUGUGGAGUUCCAAGCAGUUAAGGAAACACUGCUGUCUGUCAAAGGUGUGAAGGAUGCCCAUAAUCUGCAUCUUUGGGCUCUAACUCUGAGCCAUCACGUUGUGACUGUACAUGUAGCUGUUGAAUCCAAUGCUGACAUGGAGGCUGUGCUACAAGAAGCCACAGCCCUGCUACAGAGCAAGUUUGGCUUCUUCUCAUGCACCAUUCAGGUGGAGCGCUACCUGGACGACAUGGCCACCUGCUGCCAGUGCCAGGACCCACAGGACUAAGGGCAGUGCUACUCUGCUCUGCCUUUCUUUUCUCUUCAACUGCCAGUCCCAGGAGGUGCCUGGAUAUCCUGGGCCAGAAGCAGGGACCAGUCUGUUUUGCCAUUCACAGCAAAAGCCUCCUCUCAAUGCAUGUUCAACCAGCAUAUGCAGGAAGUGGCAGAGCACCAGGGGUAAUUGUCUGCCCAGCCAGGGAGGCCUCCAUAGAAGAGUUGAUGGUGGUUGAGCAUCCGUUUCAGGCUCAGCCUUGCCUCUUUAUAUCAUAUUCCAGUCAGGUGGGGGCACAACUGCUUCCCAUGUUCAUUUGCUAAGUGUGUCAAUGUGCAAAUCCAACAGAAAUGGGGAUGUGGUGGCAAGGCCUUUAAGCACCUGUAACACUCUCCCCAUUUGCUCUGAGAUGAAAAGCUGUUGUGUUUUCAGUCUUGGGUAACCUGGUGCUUG